Molecule: messenger RNA, 1170 nt
Organism: Fusarium vanettenii 77-13-4
Lineage: Eukaryota; Fungi; Ascomycota; Sordariomycetes; Hypocreales; Nectriaceae
Exons: 6
Coding region: 1-1170 (389 amino acids)
Molecular function (GO): methyltransferase activity
Source: RefSeq, a predicted model, not a curated record
AUGUCGGAUAAGAACGAAGCCAAGAAGCCAAGAAAUGCGACUCAAGGCACAGUGGAAGCCCCAGCCAGCCCUGGGAGCCCUCCUCUGGCUGCCCAGGCCGUAUCAACUGAAGCGUCACACGGCUCGGGUAUUCUGCCCCCACAGCAUUGGCAGCAGGCGGCCAUAGUCAGUACAAAUCACCACUUAACUUUUGCUUCAUGGCUGAGUAACUUUAAUGGCACGACAAAUGCCGACUCUGCGCUCGAGGACAACAUUAGUUCGACGGCAUCCAUCGCGUCCAGCAUCCUGAAGUACCGCACUAUCCUUGGGCGGACAUUCCAUAGUGAACAAGGCGAUGCGCAUUACUGGGGUGCCAACGAUGAGCGGCAAAAUGAAGCUAUGGAUAUCAACCAUCACUGCCAGACUAUCCGUCUUGAUGGAAAGGUGUUCCUUGCUCCGUUGAGCAAUGACAUCAAGGCAAGUAUUCCCUUUGUUCUAGACAACUCAUCACAGUGCAGUGAUUUUGCCGAUCAGUUUCCCGGUUGUGAGGUGAUCGGAACCGAUAUAUCGCCUAUACAGCCAAGCUGGACCCCUCCAAAUCUUCAAUUCCAGAUCGACGACUGCACCAAGGAGUGGACCUUUCCUGAAGCUUCUCUCGACUAUGUCCAUGUCCGUUUCUUGACCGGAUGUAUUGCUGACUGGGAAGCUCUCAUAAAGGCGGCUUAUCGAUGCCUCAAGCCCGAUAGCUAUAUUCAAAGUAUGGAGCCGUCGGCCUACAUACAGAGCGACGACAACACUAUUGAACCAGAUAGUGCCAUGGGUCAAUGGGGCAAGAUCUUUGUCGAGGGUGGCAAUAAGAUGGGACGGCCCUUUACGGUGGUCGAGGAUGAACUCCAGAACAAGGCCCUGGAGAAGGCAGGCUUUGUUGAUAUCCAGGAGAAGAAGCACAAGUCUCCAAUAGGCAGUUGGCCCAAGGAUGAAAAGCUCAGAGAGAUUGGCCAGUAUGCUCAAUUAUCCAUGGAGCAAGACUUCGAGGGGCUCAUCCUAUUCAUGACAAACGUCCUUGGUGGCUGGAGCAGGGAGGACAUCCAGGUUUACACCACCCAUCUGCGUCGAGAGAUCCGCUCAGGAAAGAAGCAUGGCUGGUAUUGGCAGAAGGUUGUGUGGGCUCGAAAGCCGGUUUCGGCUUAA